AUGGAGUAUCAAACAGACCCCUCUGCAAGCGGUAACUCUACCUUCAAGUUUCAGAGUCAAGCAGGAGACCAAGAUACGGCUCCUUUCAAGAAAGAGUUCAGUUCCUACUUCGACAUCUCUCCCAGACUUGAUGGCUCGCCGCAUAGCAACUCCACUGCCGACAUCAGUCCUGGGACACUGCCCCAGCGAGAUUCCUAUCAUACCACACGACCUCCGUUCUUCCGGUUCUAUUCAGACUUUGAUGCUCUACACACGAGAUUGCACAACCAUGUCAGUAGAAUAAGCCGCCCUACCGCUGGUGCCUCUCCCUCAGGGUCACACUCUCUUCGGUCUCAAGUCACACUCUCCUCGAAACCAGGAACUGGUCCAUCCGUCGAACUCUCUUCUCUCCGUUCAUCACGGCGUUCUUCUGGGGCAUCCACGAAGACUUCGCCUCCAUCGGGAUCACAUCCAUCAAAAGAGAACCGUCCAUACUCCCUUCAUCGACUGAAGCUGAGGCGUGUCCUGGCGAGAUCUCCUUCCUGGAAUGCCGGCGUCGAGGGAAGAGAGGCCUCUGCUGAUUCUGCACGACGCGUGUCUUCGACUGGAUCAGAGGCGCAGACGAGCCUGGGCGACAUCAUUGUUAUCCGAACUGACCAAACCCCGCUGACACCGCCAUCAAAGAGUGUUCCUGCUACCGAAUUGUCCACCCCAAGCUCUAUAAAGGUGGAGAAGGAGUUUGCGGAACACAACUUCCAUUGCAGACUGCAGCAAAAGCCUCAGUCAUCUGAGCGGCAAGGCCAAACAUCAUCUCGUAGGAGUUCAAUCAACCCUAAAAUCAUCCUAACGAACCCGUUCCAUUACAUCCGCUAUGCGAGUCUGCCCAAACGCACAAAGACGCCAUCGAUACCUAAGGAGCCUCACUCGACUCCGAUUGCACGAGAGGCGCCAAUGGCAGACCAUACCAGCCAGCUCAAGAGGAAUUAUACCUCGGAAGCACUCCAACGUGUGACGAGCAUCUUGCAGGAGAUAAAGCAGGCACCCCAGACCUCGCUGUGGCCACCUCAGGUCAUAAAGCCGUUGAGAUGGAGAACGUUCUCAGAUAAGUCAUUCUCGCAGCAAACGAAAAGGGAACCGCGGACCGUGCAAGGCAUUAUAUCCGAGAUCGACAACAACCACAAAAGCAGUGGUGAAUUACUCUCCGGCGUGCAAUCAUAUACCUCCAGCCAGCGGAACUUGCGCAUGGGCAUCGUGCCUACGAAUACUCCUGAUGAGACGGCCACAUACAAAGUUAAAAGAAGCCCUAGCGCAGAGACAGAGGAAUUCCUGAGGGUUGACAUCAGUAUCAGAGGAGGUACCAGCUAUCUACCAAGCGAGGCUCGUCGAAUACACACCCCGCCGCUGCCGGAAGAAGGAGUAGAUGGGCGGUGGAGGGGCUUUUUCUUCGACUACAACGCUCCGGGGGGGCGGUCUGUCUGCCCACGAGGAACAGAAAGCGCAGAAGGUGGAUUGGACAGUGGAAGCACCAGCCAGGACAGCAACGCAACCUCGGGUCACAGUCGAACCAAACCAGCCGGUAAGAAGCCAAAGAGGGUCAAGAGCAAGAGCAAGCGGAUCCUGGCCGGGGACUGGUACGACGUGAAGCUGGCAGAAGUCGACAUGGACAUUCAGGCCGACCAAGGCGAGAUGAAGCACGCCAAACAAGGCGACAGAAGAGUCAACUCGCCCGAAUGUCUGUCCAAGAUCCGCAAGAUGCUGCACGACGCCCAGCAGUUUGAUCUGAGCAUCCCCGAGCAUCUGCCCAGCAGCCCGCUGUGUCCACGGCAUCCCCGGUACUGGCGCGUGGUCAAGGGGCGAGGCAGCCAAUUCCGGGGCUGUUGGAUGCACGGGCUGGGUGCUUUGGAGACAGAAUCCGAGAAAAGCAAUCAGGAAUCCCAGUGUCUGUACAUCUCCAAGUAG
Messenger RNA from Cladophialophora immunda, 1938 nucleotides. RefSeq lists its product as uncharacterized. Lineage: Eukaryota; Fungi; Ascomycota; Eurotiomycetes; Chaetothyriales; Herpotrichiellaceae. The transcript has a single exon. The record is from RefSeq and is a predicted model, not a curated record. The coding region runs from base 1 to 1938 and encodes 645 amino acids.